AUGGACUGUCUCGCCCGAACCUCUCUGCCCAUUCGCGCGCGACCACUCUACUGCACUUCUCUUCCCUCGACUGUGUCGUCGCGCUCCCUCUACCGCAGGUGCCACAAAAGGCGACGGGCAACCCGUCGCGUCUGCGCCACGGACUCUGCUGCCCCCACCGCGCGCAUGCGCGUCAAACACUUCUCUGCCCCCCGCUGCACCGCCCUCGCUAUGCUCCCGCCGUCGUCCGCCGUCUCAUAUGCUCCUCAUUGCUCUCCCUCCCGCGCAGGAAACCCAUCCACUGGAGGGAGGGGGGGGGGGGGGGGAGGGGGGGGGGGGGGGGGGGGGGGGGGGGGGGGGGGGGAGGGGAGGGGGGGGGGGGGGCGCGAGGGGAUGGGAGGGACGUUUGGGGGGGGGGGAUAA
Knipowitschia caucasica is the source of this 402-nucleotide messenger RNA. The record is from the annotation of a GenBank genome assembly. NCBI's taxonomy places the organism in Eukaryota, Metazoa, Chordata, Actinopteri, Gobiiformes, Gobiidae.